AUGCCAGGUUGUUUUUGUGGGGAUUACAACAUUACCAGGCUUCUGAAAGAUCGUAAUAGGGUGCGGCCUAUUAGUAGAGAAAUGAACGACUUUGAUAAAUUCAUCACUGACUGGGAUCUGGUGGAUUUGCUGUUAUUUGGUGCAAAAUAUACUUGGUCGAACCUUCAAGAGAACCCUAUUUGCAGUAGAAUUGAUAGGUUCAUUAUAAAUUCCAAAUGUGAUGAGUUUUUUUCAGGGACACAUCAAGUGGCGAAACCAAGGCUAACAUCUGACCACUCUCCUCUUCAAUUAUCUCUUUCGAUGGUCAUUAAUGGGCCACGGCCUUUCAAGUUUGAGCUCAUGUGGUUACAAGAUGGUAAUCUUUAUUCGAUAAUGGAGGUGUGGUGGCGGGCCUUGCACUUUCGUGGUAAUCCUGGAUUCAUUUUCUGCAAAAAGUUACAAGCUCUAAAAGGUCUUCUGAAAGAAUGGAACAAGAAUACAUUUGGCAAAGUGGACAAACUUGUGAAUGAUAGUUUGGUGAAGAUUGGAGUUUUGGACACAAAGCAGAGGGACGGGACAACUACGGAGGAAGAUAGGAUUGAUAGAGUUAACGAAAAAAAAGAAUAUCUGGAGUGGGCUAAACAUGAGAAUAUUAGGCUGAGGAACAAGUGUAAACAAGAGUGGAUAGAGGAGGGAGACAAAAAUACAACUUUCUUCCACAGAAAUGCCACUUUUAGAAACAUAUCAAAUUUCAUUGGGUCUCUGAGAGUGGAGGGAAACCUUACUGAAGAUCAAGACCUGAUUAAUUACAAAGCAUUAUCUAAAGCUUUUAUGAAGCUUUAUACAGGGAUGAUCAUGCAGUCAGACCUUUCUUGGACGAUAUCACAUUUUCUUCUUUGGAUAAGUCUGAAAUCGAUGCUCUAG
Molecule: messenger RNA, 903 nt
Organism: Papaver somniferum (opium poppy)
Lineage: Eukaryota; Viridiplantae; Streptophyta; Magnoliopsida; Ranunculales; Papaveraceae
Exons: 1
Coding region: 1-903 (300 amino acids)
Source: RefSeq, a predicted model, not a curated record